Sclerotinia borealis F-4128 is the source of this 1968-nucleotide messenger RNA. The record is from the annotation of a GenBank genome assembly. NCBI's taxonomy places the organism in Eukaryota, Fungi, Ascomycota, Leotiomycetes, Helotiales, Sclerotiniaceae.
AUGUCUAGAAUGGGAGAUCCUUAUCGUGAUUCCUCGGAAGCCGGUAGCAGUUAUGGCGGGAGCGGCCGUGGCGGCGGGGGCAACCGUUGGGAUAGUGAGCGGUUCGCAUCGGAGCGUGACCGAGUCCGCUUCGCACCAGAACGAGAUGAUCGGGAUUCUAGAUUUCUUCGAGCCACAGCUGGUCAUACACGAGAACGAUCUCACGAUGAUGUCUAUGAGCGUCGAGGACCACGAGGAUAUGAAGAGGAACGAGAACAUUACGAAGAACGAGAUUACUACGAAUCACCCAGAUUACAACGAGAGCGAGAACCAGAAACGGAAAGACAAAGAUCUACAACUAUUACAUUGGAGAGAGAACGAGAGAGGGAAAGAGACGAUUCUCCACCGCCUCGAAGAGCUGGUGGCAGACCGGCAUUUCUGAGAAGACAGAGUUCCCUAGAUACCUUUGACCGCAAGCCGUUGGUGAGGUACGAGAGAGAACAUGAGAGGGAAAGGGAUGAAUAUGGACCUCCUGCCAGACGUCCAGAUGUCAGACCACCUCCUUUGACACCGGUUCCACUACCAAGAACCAGAGGAUUGCCACCACCUAGAAGAUAUGCCGAACGAGAUUACGAGGAGAUCAAGGUUGCGGAACCCGACUUUUAUGGUGACGAAGACUUCAGAGCCUACCCCGAAGUAAUUAGAGAAAGGGAAAUCGUCAGACGAAGAAGAAGAAGAAGCCACGAAAGAAGAGGAAGUCACGAAAGAAGAAGCCACAGAAGCCAUAGCAAGGAAAGUCGUUCAACUGCUACGAGAAGUAUUAGAAGCGAAAGUGUCAGUUCGUCCGAUAGUGGUACCACGAUAUCAGUUAGAAGCGAGUUUCCUAAAAAGGGAAAGACGAGGAUGCCAGCUAGACUGGUCAGCAAGCAAGCUAUCAUCGAUUUAGAUUAUCCUUUCGUAGAGGAGGGUGAUACAAUCAUCAUUCAAAAGGCACUUGGAAGAGAGAAUAUCGAUGAAGUUAUUAAGUUAAGUGAAGACUAUAAAGCAGCAGAGAAAGCCAAAGAGACGAAGGAGGUAGAGACCACUCUAACAACAUACCUCGUUACUCCAGAACUCGAAAUGUCCGGUGGCCGAUCAGAAGCUGGAACCAUAAUCGAAGAACGUACUGAGGUCUUUACUAUCCCACCACCCCUACCAUCAGUACACCAUGCGCCUCCGCCCCCGCCAUCAGUUCAUCAUGCACCCCCACCCCCACCGUCAGUAUACUACACACCUCAACCUCCGCCAGAGCCAGUACGCUACACACCUCAACCUCCCCCAGAGCCAGUACGUUACACACCUCAACCUCCACCAACGCCGGUUCAAUGGGCACCACCUCCUGCAUCGAUUGUGUACGCACCGCCGCCUCAACCAGUUAUCUAUGCACCACCACCACCACCUCAACAACAUGUUGAAAUCCAUGAAUCUACUAGGAUUAUCGAACGUUCUCCAUCUCCAGCACGAAGCACUUAUUCUCACCAUAGCCAUCAUAGCCAUCAUAGCCACCAUAAUCACCACCAUCUUGACCCCGUAAUUCUGGAAGGACGCCCUCGAUCGCGAGACGAGGAAAGUGUCUUUUACGAGAAGCGGGAAAUCAUUGAACGCACAGAGCCUAUUGGUGAAAUGUCCUUAUCACGUUCUCGUAGUCACCGUAAGGAUGAGCGUUCAAUUCGGGCCGAAAUCAAAGCCCUCGAGGCCGAGAAAGAAGCCCUCAAGGCAGAUCGACGGGCCAACCGAGAGAUACGUCGCUCGGACCGUCAUCGUCGUGAAGGCGGUCGACAUAGCGAUAGCCAAUUGGUACUCUACGAAGAUGAAAUACAUGAUGGUAGAGAUGUGACCAUUGUAAGAAGAGAGAGGAUUGUAGAACCUGAAGGGGGCGUCAGGAUUGAAAAGGACCGAAAAGCUCCUCCACCAAAAUUGAUUAGGGCCAUGUUGGCUACUCUGACUUAA